Molecule: messenger RNA, 1407 nt
Organism: Hirsutella rhossiliensis
Lineage: Eukaryota; Fungi; Ascomycota; Sordariomycetes; Hypocreales; Ophiocordycipitaceae
Exons: 2
Coding region: 1-1407 (468 amino acids)
Source: RefSeq, a predicted model, not a curated record
AUGGCCAUCGCGCCCGAGGACCCCGUCGCCCCCCCGUCUCGGCCGUCGGCGUCCUCAGGCUUCAGCGCCUCCCCCGGACACGCCCUCCGCCGCGCAAAGACCAUCGACGAGACGCAGCCGCGGCGGUCGAGAUCCCUUGCCAGCCCCCUCGAGGGCCCCUCGGACCUUCCGCCGCGGAGGGGCUCCAGCUUGUCCGACUACAGCAAUGAGGCCCGCGACAUCCUCAACCCAAAGGCCCGCCCCGGCUCCGAGGCGGCCCUGCCCGAGACGUCGUCCCUCGCCGUCGUCUCGCUGGCCUUUGCCCUGCUCCCCGCCAUCUCGGGUGCUCUGUUCAAGAAUGGCCACGCCGUCGUGACAGACAUUAUGCUGCUGGGCCUGGCCGGAGUCUUUCUUCACUGGUCGGUGACGCAGCCAUGGGUCUGGUAUCAUGCCGCUCAACAGGUGCGCAUCCAGCGCGAGGAGGACCCCGACCUGGCUGUUGAAGAAGAUGGCGACCCCGACGCCGCGGCCCCCGACCAUCGCCCUGCCACUACACUCGACGACGUUCCCGAGCAAGGCGAUUUGCCCAAGCCAAAGGCGCAAGAGGAGGAUCCAAAGAUGGCGCGCAGACGGGCAGCCCUUCGAGAGCUAUACGUGCACGAGGUGCUGGCGCUCGUUGCUUGUCUCGUGCUGCCGCUCGCCAGCGCAUACUUGCUCCACGCCAUCAGGGCUCAGCUGAGCCGCCCAUCGGGAGGGCUCGUGUCAGACUAUAACCUGACGAUAUUUCUGCUCGUGUCGGAGCUGCGAGUCUUUUCCCACAUGCUCAAGCUGGUCCAGUCACGAACGCUGCAUCUGCAGAGGGUCGCGCACGAAAACGAGCUCACCUCGCCGUCGGACACGGCAGCGCGCAUCGACGACGUCCUUGAGAGACUCGAGACACUCGAAUGCCGCGGCCGGACGGCGCAGAAUGGCGGCUCGGACUCAGGGAGGGCCAAGGAGGAGGCGGCGCUGACGAGGGAUGUGCGCAACGCGAUCCAGCCCGAGCUCGAUGCCCUGAAUCGGGCCGUGAGGCGAUACGAGAAGAAGGCGACGCUGCUUCAGUUGCAGACAGAAUCACGUUUCACGGGCCUCGACGCACGGCUGGGCGACGCGAUUGCGCUGGCGGCGGUGGCGGCCAAGAACAGCGCCGGCCGGCCGAACAUUGUGAGGCGUGCGGCCGAGGCGGCCGCCGGCAUUAUCCUGUUUCCCCUGAACGCACUGUUGCGGCUGCUGCUGCUGCCCCUGACAUAUCUGGUCGCUUUGAUGCACCGCAACGAGCAUAGGAGUCAGCAUCCCGCCAAGACGGGGCGGAGCAGCCGCGCCGGGAAAGCGGCGGUACAGCCUCGCUACGGGAGUGAGCGGGUCGCGACUCGAGUAACGAGGCGGUGA